AUGUCCGCUGAAGCGGCCGCUCAGGUACAGCUGGACCGCUUUGAGACCAUCUUCUCGCUUGAGGGAAAGGUUGCCGUCGUGACAGGGGGAUCGAGGGGAUUGGGGCUGCAUGCUGCUAGUGGCCUCCUCCAAGCCGGCUGCUCCAAAGUAUACAUCACCUCGCGCAAGGCCAAAGCCUGCGAGGAAGCCGUAGCCGCACUGAACGCGCUGCCAAACAAGCGCCCCGGCGCGCAGGCCAUCGCCAUCCCCGCCGACAACUCCAAGAUGUCGGAACUGGACCGCCUGGUGGCCGAAGUGCGCAAGACGACGGACCACGUUGACAUCCUCUUUGCCAACGCGGGCGCCACCUGGGGCGAGAAGUUCGAGACCCACCCCGAGGCGGCGUUCUCUAAGGUGCCCUAUAUCCCAAGUAUGUUUUCUAUGCAGUAUGCUCAAGAGUAUACCGCAGAUUCCGCCCCCCUCCUCCAAGCCAAAGCGACACUGGAGGAGCCCUCCCGGGUCAUCGUCACAGCCUCCGUCGCCGGCAUCGGCGUCGGCACCCUCGGCCAGAACGCCACCUUCUCGUACUCAGCCUCGAAAGCGGCAGUGAUCCAUCUGACCAAGAACCUGGCCGUCGAGCUGGGCCCGCGGCACAUCCUGUGCAACGCCAUCGCGCCGGGCUUCUUCCCAUCCAAGAUGUCGAACGGGCUGAUGGAGCUGCAGGGCGGCGUCGAGGUGCUGGCCAAGCAGUCGCCCAACGGCCGGUUAGGGAAGCCGGAGGAUAUUGCGGGAUUGGUUGUGUUCCUGUCCAGUCGAGCGGCGUCGCAUAUAAACGGGGCGGUUAUCACGACAGAUGGAGGGAGUGUGUUGGCGAGGGGGAGGUUGUAG
Molecule: messenger RNA, 867 nt
Organism: Rasamsonia emersonii CBS 393.64
Lineage: Eukaryota; Fungi; Ascomycota; Eurotiomycetes; Eurotiales; Trichocomaceae
Product: Gluconate 5-dehydrogenase
Exons: 3
Coding region: 1-867 (288 amino acids)
Molecular function (GO): oxidoreductase activity
Source: RefSeq, a predicted model, not a curated record